CACAAGCGCGUCCUCCUUCCAUAGGAGAAACGGUGCAUAAGACCUUCUCCACCAGCUGCCAUCCCUUACAACAACACAAACAAUUUAUCUCCUUCAUCGAUUCCUUCUACCUCGGAUACUUACAUUAAUACCUCUCGGUUCUUCCCUGUAACCAUCAUGUCCGGGUUACAGCCUGUCUUACCUUCAAAUCAAGCUCCCUCAACUUUCGAGUAUGGCGGGGAUGAGAUUUCAGCAAUAGUUCUCGAUCCGGGUACUGCCUGGAUUCGUGCAGGUUUCGCCGGCGAAGACACUCCAAAGUCCGUGAUUCCUAGCGAUUACGGGAUACUCGAAGAGGCCGGUGAGAAUGGAGGCAAAAAGUAUUUCAUUGGUGACAACGAUGUUCACUCAAUACGGCCGGGCAUGGAGGUCAAGAAUCCCAUGAGUGAUGGAAUAGUUGCCGACUGGGAAGCUGCGACCACACUCUGGCGUGAAGCAAUCACACCACGUUUGACUGCGGCACUUUCUGAGCAUCCCCUACUGAUGACUGAGCCAUCGUGGAAUCCUCCGAAGAAUAGGGAAAAGACAAUUGAGAUUGCAUUUGAGGAUUAUGAUGUUCCUGCAUUCUAUCUUGCUAAAGCCGGGGUAUGCGCCGGAUUUGCAAGUGGCAAGUCUACAGGAUUGGUGAUCGAUGUUGGAGCUUCGAACAUCUCAGUUACUCCAAUCCACGACGGACUUGUCCUUAGAAAAGGCUGUGUUAGAUCACCUUUGGGCGGAGAGUUUCUUUCCAACCAGAUCAGAGCAUACUUUGAGUCGGCGAAUAUUCCCUUAUCCGCCCACUAUCAGGUUCUCUCCAAGACUGCCGUGGAGGUCGGGAAGCCGGCGGAAGCUACAUACCGCACCUUUGCUCCUGGUGAGGAGCCUACAGAAUCUUACAAACGCUUCCAGGAGGAGCGUGUAUUGACCGAGUUUAAAGAGUGCACAGCACAGGUGUGGGUUGGUCCUGGCCCACUACCGGGGAACAAUAACCCGCCUCUUGAAGCCGCGCAUGCAAUUCUCUCUCCCGGUGGAAGGACCUUUGAAUUUCCUGAUGGCUACAAUUUAGUCUUCAACUCUGAGCGCUUCCGCAUUACAGAAGGCAUUUUCCAUCCUCCCUCUAUGUUGACUGCACCAAAUCCAGAUCCCCACACUACUCCGGGUCUCAACCAGCUCAUAGCGAAUGCUAUGAAGGAUAUUGAUGUCGAGCUCCGGCAAAUGAUUCUUAAUAACAUCGUCAUUACCGGAGCUGGGAGUCUCCUCUAUGGAUUUACAGAUAGAGUUAACGCUGAGAUUGCCGCAGCCUUCCCUGCCCCUAGGGUUAGGGUCAUGGCUGCUGGAAAUAGUGUUGAGAGGAGGUACGCUAGCUGGUUAGGAGGAAGUAUCUUGGCAAGUUUAGGGGCCUUCCACCAAUUGUGGGUUAGUAAGAAGGAGUAUGAGGAGCAUGGUCCUAAUAUUGUUGAGAAGAGGUGCAAGUAGGUGUUUUCGUUCAUGGUUGGAGUGGUAAUUUAUUAGUUGCGGAUGCUGAGAGGGGGAGGGGUUGGUAGGGGUGUGAGCUUGAUUUCCUAGGCGUCGGCUGCGUAGCAAGUAAUUUCUUGGGUUGCUGAUUAG
Tuber melanosporum (Perigord truffle) is the source of this 1623-nucleotide messenger RNA. RefSeq lists its product as uncharacterized. Gene Ontology annotation, cellular component: NuA4 histone acetyltransferase complex; SWI/SNF complex. Gene Ontology annotation, molecular function: chromatin binding. The coding region runs from base 157 to 1491 and encodes 444 amino acids. The transcript has 4 exons. NCBI's taxonomy places the organism in Eukaryota, Fungi, Ascomycota, Pezizomycetes, Pezizales, Tuberaceae. Gene Ontology annotation, biological process: regulation of transcription by RNA polymerase II. The record is from RefSeq and is a predicted model, not a curated record.